AUGACGUUAGGCUUCCACAUAAACAAGAAGCUUCUAGAAGAAGUGACGAUCAUCCCCUCAGAGAGACUUCGAAACAAGAUCAUAGGCUUCUCCACUCAUCCCAUGAAGUACAUUCAAAAAGGUGUUGUUCAUGGCAUCUCGCUCAAGCUACAGGAGGAGGAGCACGACCAACGCAUGGGCUUCGUCUCCAAGGUCUCCACCAUCAACAACGAUCACAUCGAUGUCGACAAGGAAACCCUCGAAAUGCUCCACUCCCUCGGAAUCAGUGACAUCCCUAACAUUGCCAAGCUUGAUCCUGUCAUUUUUCAACCCAGCUUCCUCUUCACUAGGAGAUAUUGA
Vigna radiata var. radiata (mung bean) is the source of this 339-nucleotide messenger RNA. RefSeq names its product 40S ribosomal protein S17-4-like. Gene Ontology annotation, molecular function: structural constituent of ribosome. The transcript has a single exon. Bases 1 to 339 code for a protein of 112 amino acids. Gene Ontology annotation, cellular component: ribosome. Gene Ontology annotation, biological process: translation. NCBI's taxonomy places the organism in Eukaryota, Viridiplantae, Streptophyta, Magnoliopsida, Fabales, Fabaceae. The record is from RefSeq and is a predicted model, not a curated record.